ACCUGAGUCAGGCAGUGUUUCCCUCCUCUUCGUCGUCGUCUUCAUCUUCACUUCCCUUCCGCCUUUGCCUUCUUCAGAAACUUCCAGUUUCCGUCGGAAAUGGAGAUAAAGUCGGGAGCGUUGGGAUGCUGUUCCAAGGAGCAGGAGAAGAUCUACAGCGAGUGGUUCAGCGUCGCCGACUCAGAUGGCGAUGGCCGCAUCACUGGAAAUGACGCCACGAAGUUCUUCUCAAUGGCCAAGCUCUCACGGCAAGAGCUCAAGCAGGUUUGGGCCAUUGCAGAUACCAAGCGACAAGGAUUUUUAGGCUUAAAGGAGUUUAUUGUUGCUAUGCAGCUGGUUUCUUUGGCACAAGCAGGAGUUGAUUUAACAUCUGAGAACCUAAAAACUGCAGCUGAUCCGGAGAAUAUUGACCCUCCUGAGAUGGGAGGUUUGGAUGCCUUAUUAGCAAAAUGCAAGAUCUCAAGUACCACUAAAGAACCUGAGACAAAUGGAACUGUUCAACCCCAGCCACCGCCAUCAACUCAAUGGUUUGGUUCAAAGUCUGGGAAGAAGGCUCCUCAAUACUCGGUUACAUCAAUUAUUGAUGGUUUGAAGCGAUUGUAUAUGGAAAAACUCAAACCUCUUGAAGUUACAUACCGCUUCAAUGAUUUUGUAUCCCCUUUGCUGACAAACAGUGAUUUUGAUGCGAAGCCUAUGGUUAUGCUCUUGGGUCAGUACUCAACGGGCAAAACUACUUUCAUAAAACAUCUGCUGAGGUGCGAAUAUCCAGGAGCUCAUAUUGGACCGGAGCCUACAACUGACAGAUUUGUUGUUGUUAUGUCUGGACCUGAUGAGAGGAGCAUCCCUGGAAACACAAUAGCUGUUCAAGCAGACCUCCCAUUUAGUGGGCUGACGACUUUUGGUGGAGCAUUUCUGUCCAAGUUUGAGUGCUCCCAAAUGCCACACCCUCUUCUUGAUCAAAUUACAUUUGUUGAUACCCCUGGUGUGUUGUCUGGAGAGAAGCAGAGAACACAACGAAGCUAUGACUUCACGGGAGUCAUAUCUUGGUUUGCAGCAAAAUGUGAUCUGAUUCUUCUUCUGUUUGAUCCCCACAAACUUGACAUCAGCGAUGAGUUCAAGCGUGUUAUUGCAUCUCUGCGUGGUAAUGAUGACAAGAUACGUGUGGUUCUGAACAAGGCGGAUCAAGUGGAUACCCAACAACUGAUGAGAGUUUAUGGAGCACUAAUGUGGUCUCUUGGAAAAGUUCUUAAUACUCCAGAAGUUUCUCGGGUUUACAUCGGCUCAUUCAAUGACAAGCCUGUUGAUGAAGAGGCUGUUGGCCCAAUAGGCCGUGAUCUCUUUGAGAAGGAGCAGGAUGAUCUACUUGCAGAUUUAAUUGACAUUCCCAAGAAGGCGUGUGACCGAAGGAUCAAUGAAUUUGUGAAGCGCGCUCGGGCCGCUAAGAUUCAUGCUUACAUUAUGAGCCACCUUAAGAAGGAGAUGCCUGCCAUGAUGGGUAAGGCAAAGGCUCAGCAACGACUAAUCGAUAACCUUGAAGAUGAAUUUGCCAAGGUCCAGAGGGACUUUCAUCUACCUGCAGGAGAUUUCCCCAACGUGGAGCACUUUAGAGAGGUCUUGUCCGGUUACAGCAUCGACAAGUUCGAGAAGCUGAAGCCUAAGAUGAUACAGGCUGUGGAUGACAUGCUUGGGUACGAGAUCCCAGAGCUGUUGAAGAACUUCAGGAAUCCCUAUGAAUGAAAUUUUUGUUGGGGUCCUUGGUCUGUUCAAUUCAGAUUUCCUGCUUUGCCUAUUAUAAGUUUUGCUUUGGUUUAUUCUUUCGUUGUACCAUCUUUGGAUUUGGGACUAUUAUGUCAAUAUGUACGACUUACUUUAUUUCUUGGCCAUAUAGCAUUAGAUAAGACCCUCUUACACUAA
This is a messenger RNA of Punica granatum (pomegranate), 1914 nucleotides long. NCBI's taxonomy places the organism in Eukaryota, Viridiplantae, Streptophyta, Magnoliopsida, Myrtales, Lythraceae. The record is from RefSeq and is a predicted model, not a curated record.